AUGGACGGUGAUUUUCAACUACCUAACGGACACCUUCUCAACUUGAACCCGCGGCCUCGUAACAACAGCAAAGCAAACCGGCAGCCUCCUGUCACUUCUGAUUUGAAACUGCCACAGAGCCGAGAGCGAGAGCAUUCGAACCGGAUCGAAGGGAAGACUACGACACGGCCGGAUCCUAACGCGAUGCCGCAAACCAGUCCAUCUGGGUUAGCUACGAAGCUGCCAAUGCCCAAGAGCUUCGUGGACAAAGGCAAAGGAAGGGGCAAACGGGAGGACAAGCAACCAUACGUUGAAGAUGAGGAGGAGGACACGCCGCCUACGACAUCUGAAAAUACCCCGGAGAGAUCGACGAAGAACCACGAUCACCAUUGGAGUAAACUCCGCGAGAAGCUUGAUAAGGACUCGCCAUUGAUACAAAAGAGCAAGGAGAAACAGAAGGAGUAUUACCAAGGGGCUUGUCAGAAAAUCAAGUCAUUUGCGAACGGCCCGCGAAACGAAACGGCUAAGAACAGUAAGUACGGCGAAAUCAAUGCGAGCGACACCGAACUUCCUGCACGAGGGGCAACAGGUAUUCCUAGUCCUAGCAAUCGGGCUCGGAGUGCUUCGGGAGUUAUCACUCGCGCUCCGGCUAUCCGCCAGCCUCCAAAACAGAAGAAACAGCAACAGCAACAGCAACAGCAACAACAAAAAGAUGAGCAACCCGCUCCUCUCCGGAUCAAGAAAUCCCCUUCGCGACAGCCGUCCGAAACCACCGAUAACGCUACCGAUUCGUCCGCCUAUUCACAAUUCUCUACCUCAUCAAUUUCAGGUCGUGCUAGCUCGAAUACUGAAUGGGAGGAUAAAUUCGUCGUCAAUAUGCCAUCGGCCACGGAACCAAAUCCGCCAUUCUUGACGGCUCAGCAAAUCGUUGAGUUCCAGAAGAGCAUGGAGAAGGUGCGACGAGAGGGAGGAGAUAUGGUGCAUCCCGAUACUUGCCCCAGUCCUCGUACUACAACGCCCGAGGGCAAGGCCGAUACGCCAGAGAAGACAUCUGGACGCGACGAUUCUAACCCGGAGAACAAAAUGCAAGACAACACAAACGAUGAUCCCAUUAAUCCUCCACAACGAAGGUACUAUUCGCCUGAAGAAAUAGGAAAGAAGAGGUGUAGCACAAUCUGGGAGGAGGCACCUUCGAAAGCAAAGCAAAAGAAUCCUGAUUCCAAGUCAGAUGGCUCGUUCUUGGGAUGCAAGGAAAUCAACCAAGAAGAGAAAAACCCGGAUGAGAUCUUGUUCUUCUCAACGGCAACUGAGCGCCCGAAGGUCGUCGACAUCCCAGCACCGAUUUCGAGGAAGCCAAGAGCUAAAGCGAAGCCGGCUGGUCGUCGUCUGCCUGGAGAUAUGAAUGGCAAUAUCAUGGCGUACAGAGAGUGGAGAUCCCUCUCCGAUAACUUGAUGAAUCGUCAACGUUCGAAGCAGGCUCCCAAGACCAUGUGUCAAGAGUCCGUGUGUCAGCCUCAGGGAAAAGGCCAGGCGCCCCCAAAAAACCCUGGGAAGGAGAAUCCACGGAACUCGGAAAAUCUAAAGGAAGACGAGGUUUUCAUGAACACGGCAACUGUCUCGCGCGCUCCAGUUGGUAAGACAAAUGCUAGAAGAUCAUCAUCCUCGCAACUACUACAAUCGAAUUCUCGAACCACCGGAGACUCGACACCAACAUCCCGGGUACCCAUGUCGAGGUCACCGCCAUCUGGAUUACGACCAGGGAUACCAAGGCCGCUCGACGACAAACAAAACACACCCUCGAAGUCCCCAUCAAAUCUUACAAGCAUUUCCUUCAACAAGACCCGCGGGCAAUCCGAGCGAAACUCUGACUCUCCACGAGGUAUCCGUGGAAUAAUGCGCUUUCCAGGGAUGAGGAAGUCAUCCACAGAGCAAAAUGCGGGCACGAAUAGACGCCAGUCGUCUAUGCCAAUGCCAACAAGCAAAAGUGGCAGCGGAGAGAUGAGAAGUAUCUCCAAUCCAGCCCGAGUCACCUCCGAGCCAUCGUCUAAGAGUGUGUCUCCAGUCUCAUCGGUCGUCCCGCAAGAAAAUGGAGAUAAGGACUCGAGCACGGAAAUCAUGAAUGUCGCCGAAAUCGAUGGGGAACAACUGCAGCGAGAGAGAGAAAAAAACGCUACCACCGAUUCUCCCGACAACGCUGAGAACAGUGACAAGGAAGACGCAGUAUACCCCUUGACAAUAUCUCUUCUCUUUGACAUCCUAAUCCUAUCUGUCGCAUACAUACAACGCCUCUCCAGCGAAUUCCUGGGAAACGAAUACCCGCAAGUAAUUUUGCAAAGCGUCGUGGAAAUGCUCGAGCACUGCGCCCAUGUCAGCAGACACAUCUCUUUCGCCUUCUCGACAUACAGGUCCACAGGGUCCUGGCCAAAAUCGGGCAAUGGAGACCUUUGUGGCUCUCUCACGGAUAUAGCGCAGGCCAUUGUUUAUCUUAUUUCGCUGGGGUUUAUGAUGAUUAUUAUCGGUAGGGCUGCUGGGUAUGUUGUCAUUGUUGGUAGUUGGGUGGUAUGGAUGGCGAAACCUUUUGGUUGGGCAUUUGGGUUGGUGGCUAGAGCGCUUGUGCCGUGA
Messenger RNA from Aspergillus chevalieri, 2601 nucleotides. Its product is annotated as putative NTP binding protein. The record is from RefSeq and is a predicted model, not a curated record. The transcript has a single exon. Lineage: Eukaryota; Fungi; Ascomycota; Eurotiomycetes; Eurotiales; Aspergillaceae. The coding region runs from base 1 to 2601 and encodes 866 amino acids.